AUGCACGCUAAAAUCCGUCUACCUAACAGUGGACACAACACUCCGUCACCGCCGACAUCUCCGCUCAGAUCUCCUCGUCUCCGACAUCCUCGUGCCGGAAAAUCCUCCGGGUUUGUUACAUAUACCAUUGGCGAAUCAUCGACGUGUUUGACGGUGUAUAAAGAAGGAGGUGCACCGGUGGUCUUCUGGUCACCAGAGUGCCCGAGAUGGAGCUUACCAAAACAUGAUUUAAGGAGACAGUCUACAAUAGGGAGAUGUCAAUCAGCCACACGUCAAGGCCGGCGAAAAUAUCUUGAAGAUCGCACAUUCUGUAUUGUUGAUCUUCGGAUUCCCUUUCCAGGCGCUAAUGGUAUUAGAGACACAUCAGUUGCCAUUGUCGCAGUUUUUGACGGACAUAAUGGCGCAGAAGCUAGUGAGAUGGCUUCAAAAACGUUAUUGGAGUAUUUCACACUGCAUACUUCUUUUCUUUUGGAUACCACAUUUUCUUUUUUGUCCAACAUAUCAAAGGGAAUGUUACCAAAUAAGGGGGGACAUGGUUAUGCCUCUCAAAUGCCUGGUGAGCAUCUUGGUGAUUAUGCGCUGCAUACCGGAAGGAUUAAGUUUACAUUGUCAAAAAUAUUUAGUGAAGAUUUCCACUUGGAAAUCUUGAAAGAAUCUUUGUUGAAGGCGAUUGAUGAUAUUGAUGCCGGAUUUGGUAAGGAAGCUUCUAGAUACAACCUAAACUCUGGUUCUAUUGCAGCGGUUAUAUUAAUCGCAGAUAAUCAAAUUUUAGCUGCGAAUGUUGGAGACUCAAAGGCUUUCCUAUGCUCUGAGAUGUUUCAAUCUCCUCAUGAGGCUAAAGCUACGUUAUUGAGAUUGUAUGAAAAGAGAAGACGUGAGGGUGCUUCUAUACGCAUGAAAGAUUAUAGAAAUGUUAAAUUGGGGGGCUUACCCCAUUUUGUUGCGAAAGAGUUAACAAUGGACCACCAUCCCGACAGGGUUGAUGAAAGAUCUCGAGUAGAAGCGGCUGGCGGUUAUGUCUCUGAAUGGGCUGGUGUAUCCCGAGUCAAUGGCCACUUGGCUGUUUCACGUUCUAUUGGUGAUUUGCCCUUUAAAAGCUUUGGUGUUAUAUCUGUUCCUGAGGUGACCGAUUGGCAACCUUUGACGGCUAAUGAUAGUUAUUUGGUGGCUGUUUCUGAUGGCGUUCUUGAAAAGCUGGGCACACAGGAUGUAUGUGAUCUAUUAUGGGACUUACAUACUCCUGCCCCCUUGGAAAUGCAAUACAGUCCUUCAUGUUCAUACUCAUUAGCCGAUUGCAUUGUUGAUACCGCUCUUGAAAGAGGAAGUAUGGAUAAUGUGGCAGCUGUUGUAGUUCCAUUUGGGCUACAGAAUUUGUCUACUGUUGGAUCCCAAGUGCAGAAUUAUGUGGACCGACAAUCUGGUAAUUUGACUAUUUCAACUUUUUAUUACUAAAUGUCUAGUUGGCAUCGAUAUUUG
Messenger RNA from Helianthus annuus (common sunflower), 1476 nucleotides. RefSeq names its product probable protein phosphatase 2C 51. Gene Ontology annotation, cellular component: cytosol; nucleus. Gene Ontology annotation, biological process: protein dephosphorylation. NCBI's taxonomy places the organism in Eukaryota, Viridiplantae, Streptophyta, Magnoliopsida, Asterales, Asteraceae. The record is from RefSeq and is a predicted model, not a curated record. Gene Ontology annotation, molecular function: protein serine/threonine phosphatase activity. The coding region runs from base 1 to 1452 and encodes 483 amino acids. The transcript has 3 exons.